Messenger RNA from Lasiosphaeria miniovina, 375 nucleotides. RefSeq lists its product as uncharacterized. The transcript has a single exon. The record is from RefSeq and is a predicted model, not a curated record. The coding region runs from base 156 to 371 and encodes 71 amino acids. NCBI's taxonomy places the organism in Eukaryota, Fungi, Ascomycota, Sordariomycetes, Sordariales, Lasiosphaeriaceae.
AAGCAGAACAUGAACAGCAAGAAGAGUCAUCGUCUCGCGACAAAGCCUUCCAAACCCGCCUCGCGGCCCUCAACACUGAACACACGCGCGUCCGGCUCGAGCUGCUGGCACAACACAACAGGGAGUGGGACGCGCUGCGCGAGAAACACCUGCAGAUGAUCCGCAUCCUGUUGGGAGACGGCCCGCCCUGGCGCCCCCGCGGCGAGUUCACCGCCUACCAGCGCCAGCAGCUGAGCAUCGUGGCCGCUUUCACUGAGGGGGACAUGCUCGCGCUGGGGAUCGGGCAGCGGAAUGUCGUGUCGGAUCUGGUGGAUGCGCAGGUGGCUGAGGUCGAGGCGUUAAAGAGGGAGUUUGGGGUUGUUUCGGCUUGAUGGG